AUGUCCUCUAUUCCAAAGUUGUUUGAAUCUCUUGUCUACAAGUAUAUUGCUAGCCAUAUAAAACAUUCUAUAGUCGAGGAACAGCACGGAUUCAUUAGGGGGAGGAGUUUGGAAACAAAUUUGUUACAGUUUACUGAGUAUCUCUGUGGGAGUUUGGAUGAUCGAAGUCAGGUUGAUGUGAUAUACACAGAUUUCGAAAAGGCUUUUGACAAGGUGAGCCACUUGUUGUUGAGUAGGAGACUGGCGGAGGUGGGAGUGACUGGAAACCUACUCAGGUGGCUAUCUUCGUAUAUAAGGAAUCGAUCUCAAUAUGUUGUGAUUAACGGAGAGUGCUCCGAUACUUUUUACUGUACUUCUGGUGUGCCGCAGGGUUCACAUCUGGGACCAUUACUUUUCAUAAUAUAUAUCAACGGCUUGAAGGGAUGUUUCAGAUAUUGUGAAUUCCUGCUGUACGCUGAUGAUCUUAAAUUUUUCAGGAGGGUAUCUAGUGUCGACGAUUGUAACAUGAUUCAGGAUGUCUUACUGCCACUGGAGCCUUUUAAUGGCGAAGGCGAAAUAGGUUCCGUAGGAAUACAAUGGGAGAAGUGGAAAAGAGCAUUGGAAAUAUAUUUAGAAGCUGCUAAUGUUCAUGAAGCAUCAAGGAAGAGAGCUACUUUACUUCACUUGGGAGGAUUCGCUAUUCAAGAAAUUUAUUAUAAUUUGCCAGGUGCCCAUGUUACCGAAACUGGGGAAAAUAUAGACGUUAACAAAAGAUCUGUAGAGAAACUAGACGAAUACUUUGCUCCCAAGCAAAGCAAACUUUUUGAAAGACACAUAUUCCGAUUAAUUAAACAAGAGUCAGGAGAAAAGUUCGAAAGGUUCCUCGUACGUUUGAGAAAUCAAGCUCACAAAUGUAAAUUUGUUAGUACAGAAGAAAAUAUCAUCGACCAGAUCGUUGAGAAAUGCCAAUCUGCGGAUUUGAGAAAAAAAGUAUUGACCAUGGGGGAUGCAGUCACACUUGAUGCAAUUAUUGCAGAAGCAAAUGCUCUAGAAGCCGUAACAAGGCAAAUGGAGAAUUUCGAAGAAAAGAAACCGUUUCUAGGAGAUGUACAGGCCGUAGCGACAAAUGGUGGAGGCUCCUGGGAAACACUCUGA
Messenger RNA from Coccinella septempunctata (seven-spotted ladybird), 1134 nucleotides. RefSeq lists its product as uncharacterized. Bases 1 to 1134 code for a protein of 377 amino acids. The record is from RefSeq and is a predicted model, not a curated record. The transcript has 3 exons. NCBI's taxonomy places the organism in Eukaryota, Metazoa, Arthropoda, Insecta, Coleoptera, Coccinellidae.